Closterium sp. NIES-67 is the source of this 1998-nucleotide messenger RNA. The record is from the annotation of a GenBank genome assembly. Lineage: Eukaryota; Viridiplantae; Streptophyta; Zygnematophyceae; Desmidiales; Closteriaceae.
ACCAAUGGGCGACAUACCCUCCCCUGCCUUCCCUCACCUCGACCCUACUGUACCUUUCUUGCUCUCCCUCGGCUCUUCGCGCGAUUCCCGCAUAUGCUGCCACGUGUCCCUUCGUUGCUAAAAUCCUUGGGGUUGGAAUAGCGAAACCCUCAACUGCCGCACAUCCUGCGCUGCGAUCCCUUCAGCGGCUACCUUCUAAUCUCCUUCAGCUGGUACUUAUUUCCUUCAGCGCCGCACACGCUACUAAUCUUCGUACUUCCACACAGCCUGCACGUGUGUUGGUACUUUUCGAAGACCAGUCGUGCUCUGCUGCUGCCGCUGCUACACGAAUUUUGAGGCACCUCACCGCUACACUGAGCCCGAGUUAUUUAGAGCGCUCUCUCCGGCCGUACCCAUGGACGCGUUAAAGAAAGAGCUCGAGAAAAAGCGCAAGGCGUUCCAAGCGGACUUCGGCAACCGUCGAUUCGUCGCGCGCGGCGAGAUCGAACGGAAGAAGAUCGAGCAGCUGCGGCAGGAGGAGGAGAAGGAGCGCGAGCGGAAACGGGCCAAGCAGCAGACCGCCGACGCGGGAGCCAAGGGUUCCGGCGCAACCGGCGGGAAAAGCGGCGGAGCUAGCGCGUCCAAAACCGUGGCUGUAACUGCCGGUACGUCCGGCACGGGAAUCGAUAAGGAGACGGAGGACCGGAUAGACUCGCUGGUGCUCCCACGUGCGGAGGUAAUUAAGCGGCUGCGCGUUCUCAGGCAUCCUAUAACGCUCUUCGGCGAGGACGACGAGGCGCGGCUCGCUCGUUUGAAGCACGUGAUGAAAACGGGGGAGGUGGAUCCGGACGGGGAGUUACUGGAGGGGCAGCAGAACGAUUUCCUGCGCGAUAUGGCGGAGCUUAAGAAAGGCGGGGGGGGCGGGGGAGCGCGCGCGAAGAAAGACUCGCGGAAAGGGGACGCGGAGAAGAAGGAUGGUGGAAAGGGGGAGGACGGGGGGAGGGACGGCGGCGGAGGGGACGGGGGCGGCGCAGAGGACGAGGGCCAAUCAGAAGAAGAGGACGACGUGGACUCGGCGCGCAUGCGCGCGAACUUCGAGGAUCUAUGCGAGGAGGAUAAGAUCUUGGUGUUCUUUAAGAAGCUGCUGAGGGAGUGGCAGCAGGAGCUGGACGCGAAGCCCGAGGCGGAACGGCGGACGGUGAAGGGCAAGUCGGCGGUGGCGACGUUCAAGCAGUGCGCGCGGUACAUCGACCCGCUCUUCAUCAUGUGUCGCCGCAAGCAACUGUAUGAGGACAUCCAGGCAGCGCUCCUCUACAUGGUGGGCAAGUGCCGGGAGCGAGACUAUCUGGCAGCCAUGGACAAAUACAUCAAGCUCUCCAUCGGGAACGCGCCGUGGCCCAUCGGCGUCACCAUGGUGGGCAUUCACGAGCGGUCUGCCCGCGAAAAGAUCCACGCGAGCUCCGUGGCCCACAUCAUGAACGACGAAACCACCCGGAAAUACCUGCAGUCGGUUAAGAGGCUGAUGACGCUGUGCCAGAGGAGGUACCCCGCGCUGCCUUCCAAGGCGGUGGAGUUUAACUCGCUUGCGAAUGGGAGUGACCUAGAGGCGCUGUUGCAGGAUGAGGAGAGAAAAGCUGCUGCUGCAGGGGGGGGAGGGGGGGGAGGGGCGGAAGGGAAGGCUGGGGAAGGGAUCAAGUUGCGGAUAACAGCAGCAGGAGAGGAUGGGGAGAGGCAGAGAUGAUCGGGAGGGGAAAGUGGACGGGGGACGGUGGGUGGAAGGGAAGGUGUAUGGAGGAGGAGAAGGUUGGGAGGGAAGCAGUGGUGGUGUGUGGUGGAAGGAAUCGGUCAUUGCUACGACAUAUCCAUGAUCCAUCUGUUUCUCAGUGCAUUGUUGAUUGUCUGUAAACCCGGAAGGCCUGGUUGAUUGCAUUGCAGGAUUGCUGUUCGGUGCAAAAACCAAUACGGGGUACUUCGGUGCAAAAGCAGUGCACGUGGUUCUCAUUCAUUAGGAAGCAGUUG